AUAUGCUUGUUGUUGUUGGCAAUGGCUGGAUCUUCCUGGCCAUCGUUUACCACUGAAUCGUCUUGCCUUCGUUCCCAUUCUAUGACUCUGCAACACAUACUGAUUUAUCGCGAUGAGAGCCUUGUUCAAAUAUGUUUCCAUCCUUGGAUGGAUUGCUUCUACACCAGAGGGCUGGAUUACCCCGCGCACCGAUGCCCUUGUGUUAUCCGUCGCCAAGAGGUUAUGCGCGAGAGUCAGAUAGAGCUUUGCGGGAGAUACCAGCAACGCUUGUAGUCCUCGCUCGAUAUAUAUCCACAUCCAGCUCGUCAUAUUCCCCAGUGAAGACGGCGUCGUCAUCUUGUCGAGGAGGAUUGAACACUCAUACCCUUGUAUUCUCUCUUGAUUCUCUCUCUCGACUUUCCUGCCUCCCCACUUUCGCUCCCCUUUCGCGAUGCAAUGUCAAGCAAGCAAGUCUCAAGUAGCGAAAACGGACACUUUCUCCAAGACGAUGCAGGAUGUGGUUAACGCCUGCGCAAUCCCGUGGCAUCCGGCUCUGAGGUGAUGAAUCCUGGAAGUUUCGAGAUCAUUCGACGCUCCUGAACACUCGCUCCACGUGCCACCGUGGGCGCAUCGUCCAUAGUGGCCCAGUACCGCUAGGUGCCGAAAGAUGGGAUUCUGCCCCGCCAAGCCGUCACCCUAAUCUGACGACGUAUGGCUCAAGAUCAGCAAUAUAUCGAAUAUAUUCAAAGCCAUGCUGCACUUACAUCUAAUCAACGGCGGAAGAUGUUGUCUCUUCUCAACGAGACACGGGUGUAUUCGUGUCUAACGAUCAACGUGGGUAUUCAUGCCUUGUUGAUGUCAAUAGCAAAUGAUAGGAUCUUCACCAACAUCCUCGAGAUUGUACGGCAGUAUGGCGGCGACGUGCUCACGGCUGUCAAGAAUCACGAGGUUAUUCGCGACUAUCUUCACAGUCAUUGUCCAACGCACCCCUCUUCUUCUCUUUGCGAGCUUGAGCAUAAGGGCCCGUGUACUGGGGCGUUCUCCCUUGAGAAAGAUCUCAUUGGCCUUGCGAACACUCUAAUCAAUGCGCUUAUGUCCCCACUGCAUUCGCAAGUUUUCUCGUUGAAAGGGUCAGAGGCGCAGAUAUGUGUGGACUUAUUGUACUCAGUCAGGGAGUGGGGCAGCAGUCGCGGUAGAGCCGUACUCGAAGAAGUGAUGUUCAAACUAGCCAAACGCUCAGGAUGCUGGCCCCACCUGCUCGAGGUAUCAGAUGUCACAAUCGCUGGACAAACUCCCAUCGGUGGCGGCUCUUUCGGUGAUGUCCUGUUAGGCGAUUAUCGGGGGGAGCAAGUAGCUCUCAAGUGUAUGAGGGUGCAAAAAGGCGGUGCUCUAAAGAUGUUUGCCAAAGAGCUCAUUGUAUGUUCUCGUCUAAAUCACCCGAACAUACUGCCGCUACGCGGUGGAUUUCGAGGGGUUGACCCACCUAUGCUCUACUUAAUUUCACCUUUCAUGGAAAGAGGUGAUCUCCAAGAAUAUUUCAUGUCCACGUCGCCCAGCCCCAAUACUUCCUUUUCAAUUCUCUAUGACAUUGCUAAAGGCCUACAAUACCUUCACACAAGGAAUCCUCCAGUUAUCCAUGGCGACCUUAAACCUGGUAACAUUUUUGUUUCUGCCAACGUACGAGCAGUCAUAGGCGAUUACGGCCUGUCGUACAUAAGAGAUAGUCACCUGGGCUGGUCGUCUUCGAUGGGUCCAGGACAUGGCGGAACGCUCAGAUAUCAAGCACCAGAGCUUAUCAAGGGCGAAGUGAUAUCGUGCUCUACAGACGUUUACUCGUUCGGAUGUAUGAUUUAUUGGCUGGCUUCAGGCGGAGUACCCUAUUCCCAGUAUCGGUUCGGGUACCAAGUCUUUUCAGCUUUAUUCCGGGGAGAGCGUCUCCCGCGCCCCGAGACGGCUGGUCUAAGCGACGGGAUGUGGGACCUUUGUACCAGGUGCCUAGCCACCGAACCGGCCAACCGCCCAUGUGCGACGGAGUGUGUUCAUCUUCUACAGCAAGAAGGGAUGACGCUUCCUCCGUGGAGACCCAUGUCCCAGGAGGGUGCUUGUCGUUCUCUAUCCGACAAUCAUGGUAUAGCCUCCCCUGCGCACAGCUUUAUGCCUCGCGUGGUGUGUUAAUUUUGGGCGAUCGAUAAGCCUGCUUCACCUUACACGCGUCCUGAUAAUGCUUCGUCCGUUUAUGCACAUUUUCAUUCCCAUGCCUGACUUAAUCAGUUAUGAGAGCAUUGCGUUCUUGACGUUACUUCCUCAAACCUGCAUACUGCUUCCUGCCUGGAUCACUUACGACCACUCAUAGCCCUUUUUCUGAUGACCGUUUCUUCUCGCUCCUUUUCCUCCUUCCCGUUGUCAUUGAUAUUCACCUACCUUUGCCUUGGCUUAUCAUGGACGGUUUUCGCGCAUUGCUAUCCAGAAACGAUCACCAUGUCCCUCAAAUGGCCACAUGUACUCCAUAAUUUUUUUCUCGUGUAUUUCUAGUUGUAACUUUUACUACCGCGUCGAGCUUGGUCAGAGAUUCCGG
Messenger RNA from Coniophora puteana RWD-64-598 SS2, 2554 nucleotides. RefSeq names its product kinase-like protein. The coding region runs from base 691 to 2154 and encodes 487 amino acids. The transcript has 11 exons. NCBI's taxonomy places the organism in Eukaryota, Fungi, Basidiomycota, Agaricomycetes, Boletales, Coniophoraceae. Gene Ontology annotation, biological process: protein phosphorylation. The record is from RefSeq and is a predicted model, not a curated record. Gene Ontology annotation, molecular function: protein kinase activity; ATP binding.